AUGGGACCUAAUUCAUAUUAUCCUUGGAGAUUGUUCCAGAAGACAGUAGGUCAAGAUGUUUUGGACUAUCCGGAUCUGUUACCCAUUGAGGAAUCUGUUGCUGCAGAAUAUGAUGCCAACAGAAUUAUUGUUCCAGAAGACAGUAGGUCAAGAUGUUUUGGACUAUCCGGAUCUGUACCCAUUGAGGAAUCUGUUGCUGCAGAAUAUGAUGCCAACAGAAUUAUACGAGAAGUUGACGAACUUCUUCAACAGGGUAAGUUUCAAGAUAGUCUGGUUGUUGACGACCUUGGGUGGAUUGGACAAGCGCUAUCUACAACAACUUUAGUCGGCGAUGUUGCAAAGAUUUGCAUGGAAGAAAUUUGGGCAAACUUGAUGGAUGAUGGUGUUUCAAAGAUUGGAGUUUGGGGAAUGGGAGGUGUGGGUAAAACCACUAUCAUGAAGCUCGUAAACAACCAACUUUUAAAGGAGACUGAAAAGUUCAACAUCGUGAUAUGGAUCACUGUAUCAAAGGAGAUGAACAUCUUUAAAAUACAAAACAGCAUUGCAAAAGCAAUGCAAGUACCCCUUUCUGAAGUUGAAGAUGAAGCAAGAAGAGCAGGGCUCAUAUUCGACAAGUUGUCUCAAAAAAGCAACUAUGUGUUAAUCUUGGAUGACCUAUGGGACAAACUUUCUCUUGAAGAAGUAGGCAUCCCCGAGCCUUCUAAUGGGAGUAAACUAGUAGUAACAACCCGGUCAUUAGAUGUGUGCCGCUAUUUGGGUUGUCAAGAAGUUAGAAUGCGUACUCUUCGAAAACCAGAUGCAUGGAGCCUAUUCUCGCAAAAAGUAGGUCAAGAUGUUUUGAAUGACCCACAUCUCUUGCCCAUUGUGGAAUCCGUUGCUGAAGAAUGCGCUGGUUUGCCCUUGGCUAUUGUUACAAUAGCAAGCAGCAUGAAGGGUGUACGGGACAUUCAUGAGUGGAGGAUUGCACUCAAUGAAUUAAAUAGACAUGUAGAAAGUGUGAGUGGGGUGGAAGGGAAGGUGUUUCAACAGCUUCAGUUCAGCUAUGAUCGUUUACACGAUCAAAAAUUGAAGCAUUGUUUCCUCUGUUGUGCAUUAUAUCCUGAGGAUCAUGAAAUCGGUGCAUUUGAGCUAAUAGAUCUAUGGGUUGCAGAGGGGCUUGUGGAAGAAAUGGAUAGCAGGCAAUUGGAGGUUGACAAGGGGCAUGCCAUAUUGAAUAAACUAAAAAACAGUUGCUUGAUUGAAAACGGUACCGAAUAUCCAGAUACUGUGAAAAUGCAUGACAUUUUGAGGGAUAUGGCAUUACGUAUCACAAGUACAAGACCACGGUUCUUGGUGAGAGCUGGAUUGCGGUUGAAAGAGAUACCAAAGGUGCAAGAAUGGAAAGAAGAUUUGGAGAAGGUAUCUUUGAUGCUGAAUUAUGAAUUACAAAUUCCAUGCCAAAUUUCACCACCAAGGUGUCCAAAGCUCACAACCUUACUGUUGUCCUAUUGCGGUAUAAAGAGUAUUCCAGAGUGUUUCUUUGAGCAAAUGCAUGGACUCAAGAUUCUUGGUCUUUCUGGGAGUCUUAUUAAAAGUCUGCCAAAUUCCAUCUCUAAUUUGGAAAAUCUCACUACAUUGUUGCUUGAUGAGUGUGAAGACUUAAAGAAGGUGCCGUCUUUUUCAAAACUUCAAUCUUUAAAGAUGUUGGACCUUAGAAAUACAAAAAUCAAGGAUCUCCCUCAUGGGUUGGAAAGGCUGGUAAAUCUCAAAUAUCUUGAUUUGAGACGUACGAAUAUAACAGAGGUGGCCGAUGGAAUAUUGGCAAAUUUGACAUCACUUCAGCACUUGGCAAUACUGAAUUUUAACUUAGCAGCUGACAGAUUCAGGCGACGAGAAGUAGUUUACAGAUUCGUGAGAGGAGAGGAAAUAGGUCGAUUAAGGAAGUUGGAAUACUUUGAAGGGGGAUUUUAUGACUUGAAUGAGUGGAACAAUUAUAUCAAAGCUUUGCAUGCUCCAACAGAAGGGCCUCGUCAAUACUACAUUGUUACCGGUGAAGCACCAUUUUUUCUCUUGCCAUCGGAGUCGAAAAAAGUAAUUCAAUUAAAAAGUGGUAACAUCUGCACAGAUGGUAUUAAGGUCCUACCUGAUGUUGAGGGCUUGGUAAUUGCGAAGUGCAUUGUCGAUUUGUGUGAAGAAGAGGCAUUUUCCUCGCGGUUUAUCUUACCGCCACAUAAUGUUUUUUCCUCUCUUUCUGAUCUUUACAUAAGUGAUUGUAACAAUAUAAAGAAGUUGUUCUCGUCCAAUUGGGUCUUGCAGAACCUCCAAAAUUUGAAUUACUUAUGGGUUUCAGAUUGCAGGGAUAUGGAAGAAAUAAUAGCACCAGAAUCAGAAUCGGAGGAAGAAGUAAUAAGUGCCAUCAAUUUUACUCUUCCCAAAUUAAAGAAAUUGCGCUUGGGAUGGCUACCAAAAUUGAAGAGCAUUUGUAGUGCAACUGGAGUAAUGGUUUGUGAUUCUAUUGAGGAGAUUACUAUAACAGAUUGUCCAAAAUUGAAGAGGCUACCUCUGUAUCUUCCCCUGCAUGACGAUGGCCAACCAUCUCCCCCUCCUUCUCUUAAAAAGAUUUCAAUUUUUCCAUUGCUGGGGCAAUUGGUUGAGUGGGACCAGCCAAAUGCCAAGUCUUUGUUGAAGCCUUACUUUAAGUGGUGAUAGUUACAUGUUCGUUGAAAUGUCUGACCAUUACAGCGUUCACUGUUACUUACUCUUUUUCUGUUGAGACAGGAGGAAAUUACUCCUGACCACAAUGGUAGCUUAUUUCUAACACUUUCUUUCCUUCUUUCUUCUUAAUCUCUCUCCAUUUUAACUUUCUUAUAUGUUAAUAUCAUGCUUGGCCUUUUCAGUUUUCCUGGAGAUCUUAGCACGUCAAGGAUUAUUUGGAGGCAGCCGGCAGCAUCUCACACUUUGAUAUUCGGAACUCCCUUGAUGCAUGUUCGUUUCAAGUCUCUAUUUCUAUCCUUCUUGUUGACGUUUUGGAGGUUUCUGAGAAUUUAGGACAUGCUUACGGCUCCAACCUUUUCGUUAGAAGCGAAACGGAAGCAAGCUGUUGGAUUAAAUGCUGUACAAGUUUACAGUUGCAAGUCCUUCAUUUCAUCAUUUUAUGUUGUACCAGGUGAAAGAUCAUUUGUCACCAUCUUAACGCUGCUGCAAAAUAGAAGGAACUGGUGGCUUCUCACGUUCUCAAUUGUAAACAUUUGCAAUUCUAGACUCCCCUAAAUUACCUGUCAAGCCAUAAUGCCUGAUGAAGACCCUAGUGACCAUUUCUUUGGUUCUUCUGGAAGCAAGACCAAUUCAAGCUCUAGAAUAAAAGGCUUAAGCCUGGUUAUACCAUACCACCUGGAGGAUCACGUUGUUCCAAAAUUUAAAACUGCAGCUAAGAAGACUAAAAAGAAAAUAGCUCACUCUGGGAGUGAAGUAAAGUGGAAUUGUAAAUUUCACUCCACUGCAGAACCCCAGUCUUCUUCUGAAUUUGCUUAUAUCAUCUUCAUCAACUCUAGAGUUGCCUAGGUUUCCUUGUGUAAUAUUUGUUGGCUCUAUACUUUGUCUUGUCUGUUUUGUACUUUGUUUCUUGUCUGUUAACAGAAACAUGUCAAGAAUUUCUCUUUGUAUUAAUCAUUGAAAAUGUGCCAGAUUCUGUUACCCUUAAUUCUGCUCCAAAGUUGUUGAAUGUAUUUCCUUGGCUCAAAAUUUUUUAAGUAAAGAU
Molecule: messenger RNA, 3736 nt
Organism: Durio zibethinus
Lineage: Eukaryota; Viridiplantae; Streptophyta; Magnoliopsida; Malvales; Malvaceae
Source: RefSeq, a predicted model, not a curated record